Molecule: messenger RNA, 1310 nt
Organism: Ctenopharyngodon idella (grass carp)
Lineage: Eukaryota; Metazoa; Chordata; Actinopteri; Cypriniformes; Xenocyprididae
Product: uracil nucleotide/cysteinyl leukotriene receptor-like
Exons: 1
Coding region: 1-846 (281 amino acids)
Biological process (GO): phospholipase C-activating G protein-coupled receptor signaling pathway; positive regulation of Rho protein signal transduction
Cellular component (GO): membrane
Molecular function (GO): G protein-coupled receptor activity
Source: RefSeq, a predicted model, not a curated record
AUGAAUAACACUGCAGUGAACUUCACCACACCUGAAGCAUCCACAGACUCCAUAACUCAGUCUAUUGGACUACUAAACAGUCUGGAAAUGUGUGCAUGCAGCAUCUGCUUCCUUUUUGGUCUUCCUACACACUCCUAUGUUGUAUGGCUCAUUGUCACAGGAACAGGAAGUGGCGUUGUAUCAGAGUUCCUCAACCUCAAUCUCUCUGUUUGUGAGAUUGGUAACAGUAUCAGUGCAGUGUUUGUUCUACUGUCAUACUUUUCUUCACUUUUCAAAAUAUUAACAAAUUUUGUGCAAGGACUAGGCGUCACUGGCCGUCCUCUGUUUCAGUGUCUGAUGUGUGUUGAGCGUUACCUGGCAGUGGUUCAUCCUGUAACCUUUCUGAAGUUCAAACCUCUCAGAUAUAGGGUGAUCUGCUGCAGUGUGGCCUGGAUAAUCACUCUUAGUUCUUGUUUAUUCUGCUACUUUACUUUAGUAUCACUCAACACAAAGGCAUAUGUAUGGUUUUUCACAACAGAAUUGCUCCUCUUCCUCUCCAUCCAGUUGUUUUGUCUUGUGGCUGUUCUCAGAGCUCUAAAGCAGUCAGGACCAGGAGAGAGAAAGAGAGAGAGGGAGAAUGAAAACCACAUGAAAAAAAGAGCAUUUUAUCUUAUUCUGAUAACAACAGUCAAUAUGAUUAUCCAAAAUGUCCCAUUUACUAUCACAGGAUUCUCUAUCAUUCUAACUGAACAGGAUUUACUUGACGUUUGGUUUCCUGCUUUACUUUUUUAUGUGCUGACUGGUUUUGUGCAGCCUGUUCUUUAUUUGCAGCGGACUGGAAAGCUUUUCUGCCUCUGUUCAUCAUAAAACAUGUUGCUUUAGUAUUUAGCAUUAAAGGUAGGGUAGGCAUUUUUUUUUUUUUUUUUUUUUUUUUUAAUAAACACUUUUUGUUAUAAUGGUUGAAACUCUCACAUCCUGAUAGCAAUCAAUAAUAGAAGUGGUCUAAAUAUAAAAAAAAAAAAAAAAACAUAUAUCUUCUGUGGAAGUCUCAGGACCAAAAAAUGUUUGUCCAAUCAUCGCAUUCGGUCCGAAUGUCGCCGGCGCCGCCACUGCGCAAUAGGUAGGCUACCCACAAAUUACCACGGGAUGGCGGGUGCUCUUUUCAUACUCUCCGGCAACUUAUUUAACAUAUAAAUUAAGAUAUAUGUCCAAAAAAAAAAAAAAAAAGGGUAAAGAAAUGCUAUAUACUUUGUAGUGGUAUUAUCGUGGCGUAAUAAUCUGUUUGGUUGUAAAAUGUAGGCUAUUGGCUGUAUGAAUUGAAAUCCAAUGAA